Vitis riparia (riverbank grape) is the source of this 1537-nucleotide messenger RNA. RefSeq names its product (+)-neomenthol dehydrogenase-like. Gene Ontology annotation, cellular component: membrane. The transcript has 2 exons. The record is from RefSeq and is a predicted model, not a curated record. NCBI's taxonomy places the organism in Eukaryota, Viridiplantae, Streptophyta, Magnoliopsida, Vitales, Vitaceae. The coding region runs from base 870 to 1238 and encodes 122 amino acids.
UCUAUAACACUAAAAUGCAUGGUUAGAGUGGGGAGGCCAGUUAGGCCAAUUCUUUUCUGAUGAUCAAGUCGAUGAUGGGCAUCUCAAGGGCUUAAAUAGAUAAAUUGGUAAGAGAAGGAAUUCAAAAUAGAGAAAUCCCCCUUCCCUUGUGGGUCUUUAUAUCAUUCAGGGUUGCACUGAUUUGGUGGGUCUGAUCCCACCAGUUAUUGAGCUGUCUGAUCCAUUCUAUAGCUGAGUGAUUGAUCACCUAAUCUUGUCCUUGAUUAACUAUCAUAGCUUCAUAAUUUAUGUUAAAGGUUCUUCUGAUGCAAUGUAGGAGGAGUUAAUAGCAUUUAUUGUUUAUCUCAUCACAAUAGAUGCAACGUCUGCCAUCCUAAGAGGGGACAGGUUCACAUCUUGUUGCAAUGGUUGCCUCAAAGCAGGGCGGUCAUUCUAGGUCAUUGCCAUUGAAAUCCCUAUCGCCAAAUGACUCGUGUCUCUUCGUAUAACAUGUGUCCUUUGGUUUGACCGUUCCCACAAGUAGAAUUUUUGUAUUGUGUAAUGUCCAGAUUGUAUAUCAUUAUACUUAUUCCACUAUAAACCAGUGCCCUAUUUACUCUCCUCGGUUCCAUCAUUUUCUCUCUUUUUUAUAUCCAUCAAUCCAUAUGGAGUUGCAUAAACUUUUAUGAGGUGGAUUUGCCAAUGAAUUCCAUAUAUGUUUGCACUUGAUAAAACAAAUGUCUCCUCAUCCACCAUGAUUCCUUGAAAAUUUUUGAAGUGAAUAUUUCUUGAGGAAUGGAGGACCUCUAAAUAGCUGGAAGGUAUCUAAUAACUUUCUUUUUAUUUCUUUAUUUUUUUGUUCUUUUAUAGUUAAAAAUUGGAUAAUAGAAAUGUGUGAUACUGGACAGGUGAACAAUGCAGGGAUAGGUGGAACGGUUGUAACGGAUCCUGAUGCUUAUAGGUCAAGAAUUGCUUCUGCUGAGGCAGUAGGAAAAGUCAAUUGGAAGGGAAUAAGGAUUGAGCCUUUUGAGCUGGUGGAAGAAUGCCUGAAAAUAAACUAUUAUGGGCCAAAGAGGAUGAUUGAAGCUUUCAUUCCUCUUCUCCGGUUAUCAGAUUCGCCAAGGAUUGUCAAUGUUUCCUCCUCAAUGGGAAAGCUGCAGGUGCAGAAUAACACUAAUCCUCAUUCAGAAUACAAUGUUGAUAUAUACUUAAGAUGUUCAACCAUGUUUGUAAUUGGGCAAUUUGAUGAAAUUCAGUAGAGUUGGAUUGGAGCCAAAUGAUUCAGUUUGAAACUUGGAAGGAUCAAGUUUCAUUGUGAAUUUUUCAUUACAGCUCCACUCAAAAGAUGCCUUGAUUGAGUCAACAGAGCAAAAUAUUUUUGUAAGCUUAUUGAACUUUAGAUUGGUGAUGGAAGAUCUACUUGUCACAUCUUGAUUUGUUUAGAAGAAAACCAUGUGAAGAAAAGGGUUGAUUGAUGCUGUUUGGUAAGUGUAAUUAAUAAUAUUGAGGUAAUGCAUACUAUUAUAUAAUGCACAUAACUUGCUUAUUUUCCUGGAAA